This is a messenger RNA of Manduca sexta (tobacco hornworm), 2278 nucleotides long. Its product is annotated as nucleolar protein 12. Lineage: Eukaryota; Metazoa; Arthropoda; Insecta; Lepidoptera; Sphingidae. The transcript has 6 exons. Gene Ontology annotation, molecular function: mRNA binding. Bases 126 to 2213 code for a protein of 695 amino acids. The record is from RefSeq and is a predicted model, not a curated record.
AAUAUCAAGGUCAACUACUACCACAACAAAAGUCAAUCUAACCAAAAAAUUGUGAAAAUCGCCAUGUGGGUGCUAUAAAUAUACAAGUCAUAAGAAAUUUGCAACGGGUACAUUAGAAUUGUGUCAUGGACUACGUUGUAGGUAGUGUAGCGGCACUAAUAUCUGGCAACGUGACGCCCAAUCGUCCACGUUUGAUCAGACGAGCGCUGACUCCCACAAAACACCAACAAUCUCCAAACGUCACGCCGAAGAGCGAAGCGGUCGACGACCGGUCCAUAUUCCUCUCGCCGACGUUACAAAAAAAGAAGGCUAUAGUAAAAAAAUCGCCUAAGAGAAUAUUCCAAAACCCGGACUUGGAUGUAACCAAUGGAGAUUCAAGUCUUGUGAGUCCAAAAGCUGAUAAGGUUAAAAAACAUUUAAAUGAUGAAUUAGAAGCUGACGAUAUGGCAAAAAAGAGUCCAGUAACUAAUAAAUCACCUAAAAAUAAAAGAGAUCGUAAAUCAGAAUCGGAAGCUCCUGAGGUAAAAGUAAAAGAAGAUGUAACUCUAAAUUUGCAAGUUGAAAACGAAAGUACGCCAAAAAAGAAAAAGAAGAAGAGGGAAUCAGAGUCUACAACAGUUAUAAAUGAAACUCAAAAUAAUGAAUCCAGUGAAAACCACCAAGUCCCAGUGAAUAACACUACUAAAAGUCCUAAAAAAAUGAAACUAAGGCGUAAGUCUAUUUUAGAAGACCCUCCAACUAUGGAAAUAGAUAACCCAACCAAUAUAGAACCUAUAGUAUCCAAUGAGUCAGAUACUAAAACUAAAUCACCUAAAAAGAAAAAGAAAAAUAAACAAAUAGCAGCUGAGGCACAAGAAACUACUGAUAAUAAAGAGGAACAGGUAACUCCAAGUAAAAAGAAAAAUAGGAAACGGAAAAAAAAAUCAAAAGUGCAAAACCAACCUGAAGUAACCCAAGAUCAGGAAACAGAUAAAGAAAAUGAAAAUGGUGUUAAUAAUGAGGGAAAAAAGAAAAAGCGUAGGAAGAAGAAAUCAAAGGCACAAAACACAGCACCAAUAGAUAAUGAAGAAACUCAGGAAAAUACUGAACAAAUUGUAAAGAAUAAAAAAUCCAAGAAACCAGUUGUUAAUCCAAAUGCAAUUACAAAUCAAGAUUCAGAUUCAGAACAUGAAUCUGAUGAUGAAAUUGAAUGGGAGAAUGAGGAAAUCAAUAAGAAAGUUCUGGAUACUGGACCAGCAGAAUCUUCUUCUGAUGAGGAAGAUGAGGAAAAAGUAAAGCCAAAAGAAGCUGAGACAAAAGUUCAAAAGUCAAAAGAAGAAAAACCCAAUGAAAAUGAUGCUGAGGUACUGAGAAGAACACUGUUUGUAGGAAAUGUACCAUUUAGCAACAAAUGCAAGAAGGAAAUUAAAAAGAUAUUUAAUAAAUAUGGACAAAUAGAAACAAUUCGAAUCCGCACGGUACCAGUGAAAGAUGCCCGCACCACACCCAAGCUAGCUGUGAUAAAGAAGGAGCUUCACCCAGAGAGGUCCACUGUCAAUGUGUACAUUAAGUAUGCUGACCCAGACUCUGUGAAUAAGGCCCUUGCGGAAAACAACACAGUCCUCAAUGAGCACCACCUCCGAGUAUCAAGGAGCGACAGCACCGGCGCCGAGCAUGACCCCAAAUGUUCCGUGUUCGUAGGCAACCUCCCCUUCGCGCUGGAGGACGAAGCGUUGCGGACCAAGUUCGAGAAGUGCGGCGAGAUAGACUCCGUCAGGAUCAUUAGGGAUAAGAAAACUAAUGCUGGCAAAGGUUUCGGUUACGUGAACUUCAAAUCUAAAGAUGGCGUGGAACUCGCUCUGGCACUGACCGAAGAAGAUCUCACCAUCAAGAACAGGAUACUGAGAGUAAAGAGAUGCACGCUAACUGCACAGAAAGGAAAGCAUCAGCCACACCAAAAAAGAGAGUUCAAGAAGUUUGGGAGGGACCAGAGGGACAUGCCCGGGCAGGGGCCGAAGGAGGAUGGAGCGUUUAGGAGGAUAUUGAAUAAAAGAAAGAAUCAGGAUGGAGGGGGUGAUGGUCCACCCAAUAAGAGACAGAACUUGAGCCAGCCAAGUAGAGAGAAGAAGCCUAGAAAGGAAUUUGUAGGCAUGACGGCUGAGAAGAAAAAGAAACGCAAGUUCAACAAAGGCCAGAAGAAGAAGAAGGCUCUCAGCGAGAUUCUGACGAAAUAGUAAUUGUGAUAUGAUGGUGUGUUGUAAGUUAAUCGCUUUGAAUAAUAAAUAUUAUAUUACUCCAA